AUGGCUACACCACAGCAAGAUCAAUGUCCCGCCCAGGACCGGACCCUCGAGCUCUUGCAGCAAAUCGAGGGUCUCACAGCCCAGCUCAGAACUAAACUCAUCAAGGCCAAGGAGGAGAAGAAGACUGAAUGUACCAGCCAAGGAGGGGACAAUGGCGAGGUCUUCUGGACAUUGAGAAAAGCCAAUGCCGACCUCACAAAGCAGAUUAAAGAUAGCGACGCCUUUCACGAUAGGGUGGUCGAAAUGCUAAACGAUACACACGAGGAGGAGAUCGAGGCUUUGGAGGCUGCUCACAAGAAGGAGCUGGAGGUGGCGAAGAGUAAGGCGGAAACCAACCAAAAAGAUAUCCAGAGGCGAAAUGUCGAAAUGAACGCUCUGAAGAAGAAGGCUGCUACGGUUGGGGAGCUACAGAGGAAGAUUGGGGGGCUGGAGAAGCAGCUUUCUACACUUGGGGCGGUCGAGAAGGAGCUGACAGAGGCGAAGAAGGACUUGGUAGCCGAGAAGAAGCAAAGGGUAUUCUUGCAGAAGCAAAUCGAUAACUUCCAAGGCAGGAUAAAGCAGCUAGAUAAUUGGGACAGAUUGCAGGAGGAUUUGGCUCGGGCACUAAAUGCGAGGGAUGACUACAAGAAGAGAUGUGAGGAGCUAGAGAAGAGAAAACGUUGAUUUUAUGAUAGAGCUUUGGAACAAUAAAGCACAACUGUAUGGCGCGGAGUUGGGACAAUGCAAAAGCGAUUCAACCACGCAGCUCCGGGACAUUAAGGCCACUGUAUGUGUAACUUCUGGGACAAGCAGUAUAUUCAGCC
Molecule: messenger RNA, 803 nt
Organism: Hyaloscypha bicolor E
Lineage: Eukaryota; Fungi; Ascomycota; Leotiomycetes; Helotiales; Hyaloscyphaceae
Exons: 2
Coding region: 1-663 (220 amino acids)
Source: RefSeq, a predicted model, not a curated record